Messenger RNA from Cadophora gregata, 1521 nucleotides. RefSeq lists its product as uncharacterized. Lineage: Eukaryota; Fungi; Ascomycota; Leotiomycetes; Helotiales; Ploettnerulaceae. Gene Ontology annotation, cellular component: cytoplasm. The coding region runs from base 1 to 1521 and encodes 506 amino acids. Gene Ontology annotation, biological process: aldehyde metabolic process. Gene Ontology annotation, molecular function: aldehyde dehydrogenase (NAD+) activity. The transcript has 3 exons. The record is from RefSeq and is a predicted model, not a curated record.
AUGGCGUCAGUCAAGAUCGCUCCGUUUGAAGCCACGUCCAUUGAAGCUAUCCCAAGCACAGUCAGCUUGUGCCAAACAACUUUUCGGUCACAAAGGACGAAGCCGGUAUCGUAUCGCUUAGUCCAAUUGCGAAAGCUCUACUGGGGUAUCGUGGAUUACUCUGAUGCUUUGGUUGAAGCUUGUAAGCUGGAUCUCGGCAAGCCAGUUUUCGAGACGUUCCUUUCUGAGAUUGACUGGUGCAAAAAUGAUAUUAUGUUUGUCACCAAAAAUCUUGAGAAAUGGAUGAAGGAUGAAGCAGCACCAGAUAUUCCACUCACAAACAGCCUAUUGAAUCCAAGGAUCAGAAAGGAGCCCCUUGGAACUGUUCUGGUCAUCGGCGCAUACAAUUUCCCCGUCCAAUUGUCAUUUGGCCCUUUGAUUGGAGCUAUUUCCGCCGGUUGCACUGCCGUUUUGAAGCCAUCAGAAGUAUCUCCAAAUGCAGCAAUGGUUUUGAAGAAGAUUGUCGAAGAGUACCUGGACCCAGAUGCCUACGCUGUCGUCAACGGCGCUAUUCCCGAGACCACUGCUCUUCUCAACGAGAAAUGGGACAAGAUAUUCUACACAGGGAACUCUCAGGUCGGAACUAUCAUUGCGAAGAAGGCUGCCGAGACCCUGACCCCCGUUUGUCUCGAGCUUGGCGGCCGCAAUCCAGCUAUCGUUACCAAGAACGCUGAUCCUCGUUUGGCAGCCCGCCGGCUUGUAUGGGGCAAGCUUCACAAUGCUGGUCAGGUGUGCAUCAGUCAAAACUAUAUUAUGGUUGAGAAAGAAAUCCUUCCUGCCUUCAUCGAGCAGCUGAAAAUCGCACUGAAGGAAUUCUAUCCUGGAGGCCAGAAGGCAAGCCCUGACUAUGCCAGAAUUGUCAACAACAGGCAUUUUCACCGGAUCAAGAAGAUGGUUGAUGAAUCUCGUGGCAAGAUUUUGAUUGGAGGAGAAAUGGAUGAGUCUGACAACUUCAUCGAGAUCACUGUUGUUCAAGUUGACGAUAUCAAUGACUCUAUGAUUGUGGACGAGUCGUUCGGUCCUUUGAUGCCUCUCUUGGCAGUUGACAGUGUGGAUGAGGCUAUCCGUAUUGCAAAUACUGUCCACUCAACUCCACUAGGACUGUAUCCUUUUGGUACUACCAGCGAGACAAAUAAGAUUCUCAGCGAGGUCACCUCGGGAGGAGCCUCUGUGAAUGACGCCUUUUUCCACGGCUCGAUCCCAACACUCGCUUUUGGUGGUGUUGGUGAUUCGGGACAGGGUGCCUACAGAGGAAAGGCUUCAUUCGAUACCUUCACCCAUCGGCGAUCCGUAACAACAACCCCCGGCUGGAUGGAGAAGCUGCUCGACAUUCGCUACCCUCCAUAUGCCGGGAAGCUCGCCAAAUUUAGACAGAUGAGUGAGGUCAAGCCAAAUUUCGAUCGAAACGGUCAAGAAAUCAAGGGUUUGGGAUAUUGGGUCGGCUUUGUGGCUGGGCUAGGCGGUUCUAGUGCCAAGGUUUAA